This is a messenger RNA of Penicillium malachiteum, 1455 nucleotides long. RefSeq names its product putative homogentisate 1,2-dioxygenase. Gene Ontology annotation, cellular component: cytoplasm. The record is from RefSeq and is a predicted model, not a curated record. Gene Ontology annotation, molecular function: homogentisate 1,2-dioxygenase activity. NCBI's taxonomy places the organism in Eukaryota, Fungi, Ascomycota, Eurotiomycetes, Eurotiales, Aspergillaceae. The coding region runs from base 1 to 1455 and encodes 484 amino acids. Gene Ontology annotation, biological process: L-phenylalanine catabolic process. The transcript is spliced from 6 exons.
AUGCCUUAUACAAACGGGCACUCGGAUCCCCAGGAUUAUCAAAAGAUAUUCCAUUGGGCGGAGACACAGAAGAACGGGACGAUUCCAUCAUUCCGCACAAGACACAAUGACCCUUAUCAGUACCAAGCUGGUUUUGGCAACACAUUCGAGUCUGAGGCAGUUCCUGGCACCAUUCCACACGGCCAGAACAGUCCUCGCAACGUUCGAUUCGGUCUCUACGCUGAGCAGGUUACUGCUACUGCUUUCGUGGCCCCACGACACGCAAAUAAGAAAGCAUGGCUUUACCGCGCCCGCCCUGCAGUCGCGCACCAGGGCUUUACUGAGUUGCCAGACAACGAAGACACCGAGUCCAACUUCCUUCCCCUUAACCCUCGCAUUCAUGUUUCGCCCACACAGCUAGCAUGGCACCCCUUUGACAUCCCUGAAAGUGUUGAUGUGGACUUCAUCUCCGGUUUAAAGACUGUUGCCGGCUCGGGAGAUCCUACACUACGAGAGGGUCUUGCAACCCACGUCUAUGUCGCCAACACCAACAUGACAAAGAAAGCAUUCGUGAACUCAGAUGGCGAAUUCCUGAUUGUUCCUCAACAAGGUGCCCUGGAUAUUCAGACUGAAUUCGGUAAGAUCUAUGUCCAGCCAGGUGAACUCGUGGUCAUCCAACGUGGUCUUCGAUUCCGCGUGGAACUUCCAGAUGGCCCCUCGCGUGGUUACAUCCUAGAAGUUUGGGGAACCUGCUUUGAGCUUCCGGAGUUGGGACCCUUGGGUGCCAACGGAUUGGCUAAUGCGAGGGACUUCCUGAGUCCCGUUGCUCAUUACGAAAUCGCCCAAGAGCCCUGGGAGAUUGUGUAUAAGCUUGGUGGAAAGUUCUUCAAAAGUACCCAGAAUCAUAAUCCAUUCGAUGUGGUUGCUUGGCAUGGAAACUAUGUUCCGUACAAAUACGAUCUGACGAAAUUUGUCAACGUUGGCUCAAUCUCCGUCGAUCACAUUGAUCCAUCGAUUUUCUGUGUGCUUACUGCCAAGUCUCGCGAUCUCACAGCACCAUUAGCCGAUUUCCUUACUUUCUCCCCUAGAUGGGAUGUUGCAUCCCAUACAUACCGGCCACCAUAUUAUCAUCGGAAUGUGGCGUCCGAAUUAAUGGGCCUGAUCUAUGGCGAUUAUGGGGGCCGAUCGGAUGCAUUCAAACCAGGCAGUGUAUCAUUUGAAUGCGGCAUGGUCCCUCACGGGGUGGCGUAUGAAGAGUUCAAGGCAGCUAGCGACAACCAGCCUCCUGUCAUGCAGAUCUCGGAGGCGUCAAUUGCCAUCAUGUUUGAGUCUAGCCGACCGUUUACAAUUACUGACUAUGCAUGGAAGAGUGCUAAAAAGCACGAGCAUGAACCUAAAAUGUGGGAUAGCUUAGUGGACAACUUUUCCAAGCAUGCCAAGGAGGUUGAGGAGAUUCUGGCCAGGGCGAAGAAUUGA